AUGUUCAAAGCACUGGCAACGAUACUGCUGGCUGAGCUAGUAGCUGGCCACGGCCAUGUCUCCAACAUAGUCGUCAACGGAGUGUCCUACCAAGGAUGGGACAUCGGCUCAUUCCCGUACCUGUCGAACCCACCAGUCGUUGCCGCUUGGGGUACCCCGAAUACGGGGAAUGGUUUCGUCACGCCCUCAAACUUUGGCUCGCCGGAUAUCAUCUGCCACCAGGAUGCGAAGAAUGCGAAGGGUCACGUCGUUGUCGCUGCAGGAGAUAAGAUAAACCUUCAGUGGACCACUUGGCCAGAGACCCAUCACGGACCUGUAAUCACUUAUCUUGCAGACUGCGGUGGCUCUUGUGAAACAGUGGACAAGACAACCUUGAAAUUCUUCAAAAUCGACGGAGUGGGUCUCGUUGACGAUAGUACGCCUCCCGGCACUUGGGGCGACGACCAGAUGAUUGCCAACGGCAACAGUUGGAUGGUGGAGAUUCCCCCCAAACUUGCACCGGGAAAUUACGUUCUCAGACAUGAACUCAUCGCCUUACACAGUGCAGGCAGUGAAGAUGGCGCUCAAAACUAUCCCCAAUGCUUCAAUUUGCAAGUGACUGGGUCCGGCUCAGAUAAGCCCUCAGGCGUCCUAGGUACGGAGCUGUACCGUGCCACUGACCCUGGCAUCCUGGUGAAUAUCUACCAAUCUCUGGCAAGCUACGCCAUCCCUGGACCUGCUCCGUACACUGGUGCUAUUUCUAUCGCCCAAGCGACCUCGGCCAUCACAGCUUCUGGUACACCUGUGACCGGGUCUGGUGCUGCCCCUACCACAACCGCAGGUAGCGCUGGUCCCGGGUCGGGACAAUCGAGUACCACGACAUCAUCAACUACCUUGAUCACCAAGACCACCACAACUACUGCUCCAAGAACCACCACAUCCUCAGGAUCAGGCUCUGGCUCCGGGGGUACUCAGACAGUGUACGGUCAGUGCGGUGGCUUCAGCUGGUCUGGUCCUACUGCAUGUGCCGCCAAGGCGACAUGUACUUCGUACAACCCUUACUACGCUCAAUGUGUCCCGACUAGUUAG
Penicillium oxalicum is the source of this 1068-nucleotide messenger RNA. Its product is annotated as AA9 family lytic polysaccharide monooxygenase. Gene Ontology annotation, cellular component: extracellular region. Gene Ontology annotation, molecular function: cellulose binding. Bases 1 to 1068 code for a protein of 355 amino acids. The record is from RefSeq and is a predicted model, not a curated record. Gene Ontology annotation, biological process: carbohydrate metabolic process. Lineage: Eukaryota; Fungi; Ascomycota; Eurotiomycetes; Eurotiales; Aspergillaceae. The transcript has 2 exons.